AUGGUGACCACCGGCGACGUCUCCGGGCGCGCCGCACACUCGGCCGGCACAAAAAGGUCCUCUCAUGAAACUCGCAGCCAGGCAGUCCACGCAUCAACAACUAGAGUAACCAGGUCGACGAGAUUGCAAACCCCUCCUCCACCAUCGUCAGGCAACUCACGCGAGGAACCACCGACGGAGAUUGCCAGAAACCCACGGCGGGCGCCAACCACAGCUGAGAACCAUGUGAACAACUUGGACGUGGAAGCAGUCGAUAGCGCUUUGCGCCGGGAAAUUCAGCAACGCCAAAAUUCACCAGGGCCAACUUCGCAUAGGAAGCGACAGCGCAUCAACGGUGAUAGGUUUAUUCCCACCCGGUCUGGACAAGACUUGCAAGCCAGCUUUAGUCUUUUGCAUGAAGAGGGCUCUCCCGCGACGCCCAGACAGAAAAGGCGCACACCGCAAGGGGAGCUUCAUUUUCAGAAAACUGAGGAAGCAAAUCGUACGUUCUCAACUGUGCUACGACAAGAAGUUUUUGAGGAUACUGUGCCACAGAUUGCCCCGGAGUCUCUAUCACCAGACCAUAGGAGAGCAUCGCGGGGUUAUCUACAUGAGGGUACAAGGUCUCAGACGCCUCCUCGGAAUGGACUUCCGGCCGCGGCAGCACCAACAACCCUUACCCCCUCUACACCUCACAAGAACCUGUUCUCGUAUCUAUCACCACGACAUGCUAGCCUUGGCGGCCAUCCAACUCCAUCCAGGACGCCACAAAGUCGGCACGGCAUUAACCUGGACACCCGGGCCGAAAUCUACAGUCUCUCACCCAUAAAACAUAAGAGCCAACAACUGUUACUGAGCCCACGGAAGCAGCCACGCGCGAUCAGCAAGGUUCCCUAUAAGGUGUUGGACGCUCCUGAGUUGCUGGACGACUACUACUUGAAUCUAGUCGACUGGGGGAGCGCCAAUGUCCUGGGUGUUGGCUUGGGAUCCAGCGUCUACAUGUGGAAUGCACAAACAAGCAGGGUCAACAAGCUAUGUACGCUGGAAGACGACACCGUGGCAAGCGUUUCAUGGAUACAAAAGGGUACCCAUCUCGCUAUCGGUACUCACAAAGGACUGGUACAAAUCUGGGAUGCCGAGAAAGCACGAAGGCUGAGGACGAUGACGGGCCAUACUGGCAGGGUGGGAGCGUUGGCAUGGAACACCCACAUCCUGACAUCAGGGUCCCGGGAUCGUCUAAUAUACCACCGCGACGUUCGAGCCCCGGAUCAGUGGCUGAAGAAAUUGGUUGGCCACAAGCAAGAAGUUUGUGGUCUAAAAUGGAAUUGCGACGAUGGCCAACUUGCCAGUGGAGGAAACGACAACAAAUUGAUGGUGUGGGAUAAGCUUUCAGAUACGCCGCUAUGGAAGUAUUCUGGCCAUACAGCAGCCGUCAAGGCGAUAGCCUGGUCACCACAUCAACGCGGCCUCCUGGCUUCCGGUGGCGGAACUGCUGAUAGACGCAUCAUCUUUCACGACACCGUUCGCGGCACGGUACUUAACGAGGUGGACACGGGUAGCCAGGUCUGCAAUAUUGCCUGGUCCAAGAACUCCAACGAAAUCGUUUCCACGCACGGUUACAGCCAAAACCAAAUAGUAGUCUGGAAGUACCCCUCCAUGACGCAAGUCGCCAGCCUAACAGGUCACACUUAUCGGGUGUUGUACCUGGCCAUGAGCCCGGAUGGCAAGACCGUUGUAACCGGUGCCGGAGACGAGACCUUGCGGUUCUGGAACCUUUUCGGCAAGAGCACGAAGAAAAAUAUCCACGACUUGGACGGAGGCGGCAGCGGACGCUCAGGUGACUGGGGAGUUAUUCGAUGA
Messenger RNA from Sordaria macrospora k-hell, 1839 nucleotides. RefSeq lists its product as uncharacterized. The record is from RefSeq and is a predicted model, not a curated record. Gene Ontology annotation, molecular function: ubiquitin ligase activator activity; anaphase-promoting complex binding; protein binding. Gene Ontology annotation, biological process: positive regulation of anaphase-promoting complex-dependent catabolic process; anaphase-promoting complex-dependent catabolic process; positive regulation of ubiquitin protein ligase activity. NCBI's taxonomy places the organism in Eukaryota, Fungi, Ascomycota, Sordariomycetes, Sordariales, Sordariaceae. Gene Ontology annotation, cellular component: anaphase-promoting complex.